Erigeron canadensis is the source of this 1810-nucleotide messenger RNA. RefSeq names its product lys-63-specific deubiquitinase BRCC36. Gene Ontology annotation, biological process: double-strand break repair. The transcript is spliced from 10 exons. The coding region runs from base 218 to 1495 and encodes 425 amino acids. Lineage: Eukaryota; Viridiplantae; Streptophyta; Magnoliopsida; Asterales; Asteraceae. Gene Ontology annotation, molecular function: polyubiquitin modification-dependent protein binding; metallopeptidase activity; cysteine-type deubiquitinase activity. Gene Ontology annotation, cellular component: BRISC complex; BRCA1-A complex. The record is from RefSeq and is a predicted model, not a curated record.
ACCACACACACGCACACACCCCCAAAGUCAUAGCCACCACCCACAGCGGUCCUCGUACUUUGUACACCGAGGCGAUCCUACCUAACGUUUCCCGACCACCACCACCACCAACAACAACCGACACACACACAAAAAAGUUUAGCAUCGGUAACCCUAGCUCAAUCCUAAUUAACAAAAAUUUAGACCUCACAGAUUUAUAUAAUCUAACAAAGAAAAAAUGUCGUUAACGAGUGUGAAAAUGGGGGAAGAUGUAUGGAUGACGUGUCUCACUCAUGCAUUGUCUACCGAAACUGAAGAAAUCAUGGGCCUUUUGCUUGGUGACAUUCAGCAUUCCAAGAAUGGAAGUGUGACUGCCUUGAUUUGGGGAGCAUUGCCACAACCACGUUCUGAUAGGCAGAAGGACCGUGUUGAGACAAAUCCUGAGCAGUUGACAGCUGCAUCAGUUCAGGCUGAGAAAAUGACUGUGGAAACCGGAAGAACCACACGAGUGAUUGGCUGGUACCACUCGCAUCCGCAUAUCACAGUUCUCCCUUCUCAUGUUGAUGUGCGAACUCAGGCUAUGUAUCAACUUCUAGAUUCUGGCUUUAUAGGAUUAAUUUUUUCAUGUUUUAAUGAAGAUCAAUAUAAGGUUGGAAGAAUACAAGUGACUGCAUUUCAGUCCUUAGAUGGAAAGCAAAAUAAUGUGUUAAGACCUAUUCCCCUAUCUCCUAUAAAUAAGAGCUCAGUUAUAGACCUGGAAUCUUCGUUAAGUACAGAUAAUUCACUCACAAAUUCUGGUUCAACAAGGGUAGAUUGUCUAGAACUUGACACGGGUGACUCAAAAGCUGCUGUAGGAGCUUCAAAGGGUGGAGGGAAAUCAUCUGCUUUGAAAGGGUUUUUUGCAAAUGCAGAUAGAGGAGUGAACUACCCUACUGGCAACAUAGAAAGUUCAGUAGUUGAUAUUGACCCCAUGGAUAUGUCUGAAAGUAUGCAAGAGGCGAUGCAUCGAUCCACUAUGGAAAUGAGUGGUGCAGAAUACGUACGGAAAGAAGUUCCCCUCCAGGUUUUGCCAACCUUGUCUCUUCUCAGUCUUGACUCACCUUUGGCGUCAUACACUGAUUUACAAUCUGUGUUGUAUGAGGAGGAGCGGACAGCAUACCAUCAAGCAAUCCUCCAAAAUAUGAGGGACGGGAAAGUCCACCCGCUUUCUUUCAUUCAUCAUACUUCAACUUAUCAAGCUUCUAUCUGCAAGUUAAUGGAAUAUUGCCUAAGUCCUGCCAUAAAUGCACUUCAGGACCGUAUAACAGAAAAUGAAAUUCGGCUGCGAAUGCUAGCAAAUGAAGCCAAAAUUCUGGAAAAGGAAAGUGCACGAGGGGCUGAUUCAAGUUCAAGUUCUCCACGUAAUGUUUCAACUCAUGGACAUAGAGGAUCUCCUAAGGAUUUGUACAGUCCCUUUGAAUCCAACAACGCGAGAUCUGUUUCUGGUUCUGGUAGUCGUAGUAGAAAAGCUUCUUAGUUGUUUUGAGAUGUGACCUCUUAAUUGGUUGACAUAUGCUGCAGCUUUUUGUUCAUCAGUGGUUUGGAAAUUCCAAUUGUAAGAUAUCAGAUUCAUGUUUCAUUAGGCAGUGACUGGACAGUAAAUGGCGAUCGAGUUACCUAUGUAUAUUUUUUUGAUUAAGGAUUGAAUCGUCAAAUGGAAAACAUCUUGUCGUAGAACGUGAAUCGACUGUUGGUGCUGGUUAUAUUACCAUUGCCCAUUGACUUUGAACUUGUAAGUCUUUUCAUUGUACCAUCAUUUCCUGAGCAAUUCAGUUAUAACUAUUUAACCUCA